Messenger RNA from Echinops telfairi (small Madagascar hedgehog), 1546 nucleotides. RefSeq names its product sorting nexin 16 (gene SNX16). Gene Ontology annotation, molecular function: phosphatidylinositol binding. Gene Ontology annotation, cellular component: extrinsic component of endosome membrane; late endosome; early endosome. Bases 193 to 1227 code for a protein of 344 amino acids. The transcript has 8 exons. The record is from RefSeq and is a predicted model, not a curated record. Lineage: Eukaryota; Metazoa; Chordata; Mammalia; Afrosoricida; Tenrecidae. Gene Ontology annotation, biological process: protein targeting to lysosome; early endosome to late endosome transport; endosome to lysosome transport.
CUCUCGGUGGUGAGGGUGGAGGCGAAAGCCGGGAUUCGGGAGGGUGCGGCUGAACCGUCACCGAAGGACUGCGGAGUGAGCGGAGUUCUAGAUAGUGAAUUCCUAAGAAGAAAAUAAUGGAUUGCAUAUUAGUUGUUCUCUGAGUGCCUGGACCAACCGUGUGUGGGCCUUUGUUGCAAAGGCCGAAAGAAGAUGGCAACUCCUUAUGUCCCAGUUCCUAUGCCCAUAAGAAACUCUGCCUCCAGUUUUACAACCAACAGAAACCAAAGGAGUUCAUCAUUUGGGAGUAUCUCAACAAGCUCAAACUCUUCCAAAGGCCAGUUGGAAGACUCAAAUAUGGGUAAUUAUAAACAGACAAGUGUGACUGAUCAAAUGGAUAGUACUUCAUCUGUCUGUUGCAGUCCCCUCCUUAGGACUCAAUUGACAGGUACAGAGUCUUCCAUUGAGUAUUCUACUAGACCAAGAGAAGGUGAAGAACAAGAUCCUGAGACAGUCAGUUGGGAAGAUAGACCAUCUACACCAACUAUACUCGGUUAUGAGGUGAUGGAAGAAAGAGCUAAAUUUACUGUAUAUAAAAUACUAGUAAAGAAAACUCCAGAAGAAAGCUGGGUAGUUUUUAGAAGAUACACUGACUUCUCUAGACUUAAUGACAGAUUAAAAGAGAUGUUUCCAGGUUUUCGACUAGCACUUCCACCAAAACGCUGGUUUAAAGAUAAUUACAAUGCUGACUUCUUAGAAGAUAGACAAUUGGGAUUACAAGCAUUUCUUCAAAAUUUAGUAGCUCAUAAGGACAUUGCUAACUGCCUUGCAGUGAGAGAAUUUCUUUGUCUGGAUGAUCCACCGGGUCCAUUUGAUAGCCUAGAAGAAAGCAGGGCUUUCUGUGAAACUUUAGAAGAAACAAACUACCGCUUACAGAAAGAACUACUUGAGAAACAAAAGGAGGUGGAAUCGCUGAAGAAACAGCUCGGCGAGAAGCAACUGCAUAUAGACACUGUAGAGAACAGAAUUAGAGCAUUGUCUUUAGAACCUGAAGAAUCACUGUACAUAACAGGAACAGGAAAUGGGAAAAUCCUAAAGGCGACUUCUUCUGUACUUGAGUCUGAUCAAGUGGCCUUGGAUGAAGAAUCUAGAGCUGAUAAUAAACUGUGCUCAAGUUACAGUGAACCUGAAAAUUGUGUGUCGGAGAUAGAAGUCGCAGAAGUGGCAUACGAUGCUGAAGGCGACUGAUAGGGCUCAGGCACAGGCACCGCCCUCUAUUGUGACAUUUCAGGAAAUGUAGAAGUGAGUGGCAAAUACUUUUUUCAAAAGGACUCUGAAACAUUUACAGAUGAAAAGCAAGAAUGCAUGUGUAUAAAGUUUACAUAAGAAAAAAUAUGUUAUUGGAAUAGGAAAUAUACUGACUGUUGCUUUUUAACCCUUCUUUAUCCAGCUUUUGUAUUCGAUCCAGUCAAACCGUCUCGUUAGAAUUCUGCUACCAAGUUCAUAUUCUUAACUGCUGUACAUAAAAGAUUAUGGUGUUUUGCCAAUAUAUUUUGCUCCAAAUUAA